GUGUUCUGUGCACGCGCGCGCUGUUUGAAUUCGGCCAUCGUUCUGCUUAACCAGGGAAAAGAGGAAUCUGGCGGGGCCGGCUGCUUGAAAUUCCUGGAUUUGUCCGGCUAGAUGAUGGCCAAACGAGUGUUCAUUUUAUCACCACCGACCAAGGCAGUCGAAGGCGAAGCGGCGGUGGAGACGAUGCUUCUUCAACUCUUCGCCAAACCGCCUCAGGUCACCUUCGAAAACGUCCCCGCAAAGCGCGACGCCGUGCGCCUGCUGCGCGUCCUCAACACGACCAACGCAGAGCAAGUUGUGACGCUCAGUGUGCCGCAUGGCAAGGGCUUCACCGCGGACACGGAGGCGUUCAAGCUGCUUCCCGGACAAUCGCAGAUGGUCACAUUCACCUGGAAGCCAGACGAGAAGGACACUGCUGCCCGAGUGGCUGUCUCGGUGUCCACGGACAAAGGUAUCAAAAGCAGGAUCGUAUUGCUUGGGACAGUACGCCAGGAGGCUCGGCCACGAAUCAAUAAGGAAGGAGUACCGAGGUCAAGGAUACUCACAUCUUCGCAGAAGCCCAACUUGACCACUGGGCCUCCAAAAAAGGAUAUGCCUAAAAAAGCAGUGCCAAACGCAGUGCAGCCCACCAGGAAAGCUACUGCUCGACCAAGACUCACUGUUCCGAUAGAAUUCAAGACACAUUGGAAGAAGCGUACCGGUUGUGAGAACAAGUGCCAUGCAACCGUGAAGUCGACUGCGCCCAUCAGACAAGCGCCCUUGAGCUCAUCUGCCAGCACCCGCCCAAACGCUGACAGCCAGCGCGUUUGCCCACCUCGUCGGACCGCUCUAAACAAACCCACAAGCAAUGCUUGUCCCAGGACCCAUGCUGCUCGGGCUGGAGUUUCUCUUGCGGCACAUCCCGCUCAUACAUACAAUAAAGAGAAACUUCAAACUGAGACUGUUUCGUUAGAAGCAAUCAGGAGAGAACCUUUCAGCGGUGGUAUUGGCCUUCCCGAAACUACGAGCCAACUGUCUGACGGUAGCCAGGGUCACAUUGGGGCUGGCCAAGCCCUGCAGUCCUUACCGGGCACCGGAGGCUUUAGUGACAUCUCUCUUUCGAGUGAACCUGGUGACUUCAAGCUCCGAGAAGAGACACAUUGUGCACAAGCUGAUACAGGAGCCAUUUCGUGCCUCCAGACAACCGUUAGUGCUAUGUUCGAAGGCAGUUUGGAACCCACAAGUGCAGCUUUCGAGGACAACUUGAAUGUCGAGACCAAAGAUACGGCCAACUCGGAGGAAGCGGUUCAUAUUGGCGAAGGAAGCGACCCCAUUCAGAACAACACCUUCGAGCUUGACCUGAGCGCGCGAAUGGAAAUGCUGCACCAGCAGAUAAUCGAGAAACAAGCCUCCAGUGGCACACAGGAAAACGCGAGCAAUUCCGCUGGCCCGGAGCAGUUGGACACGAGUGCUUACUUGUUGUCACUUUAUGACGAGCUGUGCAAGACAAAAUGCAAUCCGUCACUGGUGGACAAAGUUUUUCCCACAGCGAUGAUACAAAAACGCCGCUGCUCGUCGCCCAAGCUCCCGGAAUAA
Rhipicephalus sanguineus (brown dog tick) is the source of this 1575-nucleotide messenger RNA. RefSeq lists its product as uncharacterized. NCBI's taxonomy places the organism in Eukaryota, Metazoa, Arthropoda, Arachnida, Ixodida, Ixodidae. The coding region runs from base 112 to 1575 and encodes 487 amino acids. The transcript is spliced from 3 exons. The record is from RefSeq and is a predicted model, not a curated record.